Molecule: messenger RNA, 626 nt
Organism: Oryza brachyantha (malo sina)
Lineage: Eukaryota; Viridiplantae; Streptophyta; Magnoliopsida; Poales; Poaceae
Product: pentatricopeptide repeat-containing protein At3g56550-like
Exons: 1
Biological process (GO): RNA modification
Molecular function (GO): protein binding; RNA binding
Source: RefSeq, a predicted model, not a curated record
AAGCCUAAAAUUAAAAUUAAAUUUAAUAUUAAAGUUUAAAUUUUAAUUAUAACUAUGGUAUUAAGGCCGAUAAUAAGCAAACUUGAAAAAUAAGAAUAGUUAGAAAGUCAAAUGAUCCACGGUCUCGAGACAAUAACUUUGGAAGUAGGAAUGUUCACUCCGUCGCGCGUCCGGCUCAGGGUGACGGCGAUGCGGCUGCGCCCCACCCGUUCGACGAAAUGCCGCGCGCUGCUGCCCUGCUCCGUCUCCUCCGCCUCGGGUUCACCGCCGACGCCCGCGGCCGCCGCGCCUGCGCGGGGAUCCACCCGCUCGCCGUCAAGUCCGGGAGCGGCUCCGACGCCCGCGUGGCCACCGCGCUCGCCGACGCCUACGCGAAGUCCGGGAGCGCCUCCUGCGCCCGCCGGGUGUUCGACGAAACGUCGCUCAAGGACCAGGUGCUCUGGAACGUCAUCAUCUCCUGCUACUCCUCGCACGGCCUUGUGCGCGAGUCGUGGGAUCUCUUUGGCUCCAUGAGGUGCGCUGGUCUUUGCGGCGACGGCUUUACCUUCAGCGCCUUGGUUAGUGUACGCGCUUCUUCUUCUUCUUCUUCGUGCUAUGGUCAUGCCAACCUGUUGCUUCUCAUGGGA